UUGCUUUUGUCAUUAUCAAUACAGUGUCUCUUUCCCACCAGCUUUAUGUUGAUUCCAACAUCAACAAGAAUCAGCUGUGCUGUAGAAGUGUGUCCGUGGGAAUGACUGUGAAGGCCCAACUUCAUGGUGUAGGAAAACAAGCUAUUUUUGAACUAUCAGUCUAGCUGUUGCAAAGUGGAAUUCAGCACAGCUUAAUUUACCCCGUUUCUGGACUGAGGUUUAUAUCCUGCAUUGCAUUCCAUUUUGCUGAAGCAAAAUUGUUAGCAACACCCAACUAAAACAAGCACCAAAUGUUUACUCCCCAUCACUGCCACUGCUUUGACUGCAGUGUAAACGCACCUCUAAUGACUUGGCCAAUAAGAGGGGAAAAUCAUGUGUCAGAGCCAAGCACAGAAACAGGAAUUUCAGCUGCCAGCCAGCUCAUUAGAUCACACUGUGUGCCUCUAAUGAAAUGCAUUGAUUUGUGACUCCUACAAUAGCAUUUUUAGGAAAUCAUUUCACAGGCUCUUUAUUUGUGUCUUGGAACAGACUGAUGAGGUGGGAAAACUGAAGCAGACAUGCACUGAUUACAAAUCUAGAACAAAGUUUUAAGAAUGAGGCUAACUAACCAUUGGAACAACUUUUCUGAGGAUGUGAUGGGUUUUCCAUCAUAUCCUAUUGCAUAGUCAAUACUACUUAGCUGUAUAAAAUAUGUGCUAUAGCUCCAGCAGGAGCUCUGUUUUUAUCUAGAAAUGAUUGAAUUCUUUGCUUUCUGUUAUACAAAAGAUCAGACUGUGGUGUUGUACCAGUCCCUCUUGAUGACAAAAAACUAUGAACCUGUGACAGCCGUUGAGUCUAGGUGUUUCUGAUUCUUUGCAGGAGCAGACUGAGAUCCCAUAACGGGUAGAUUUAAAACUGGCAAAAAAAAAAAAAAAAGUCAUAAAAGGGAUUACCAAAUUGUAAAGACGUACUCUGCAGAAGUGGACACUGAUUCUGACACUGACAUAAAGUACUAUGAUGAAAUAGAAAGUUCAGAAAGCCAAUGAAACUACAAACUUGCAGCAUUUCAAAACAUCUGGUAAGAUCUCACAGAAUGUCUUGACAGUCAAAAAGAAAGAAAGAAGUGAGGCGAGUCCAUGCUCAUCUUGUGCAGGUUUUAGCAUUCUUUGAAGAGCAUCCCUCCUUCGGAUAGUCUUAUAUUGCAUAUCUAGAAAUGGAGGCAUUUGGAAUCUUUAAGUGAAUCCUCUGUGUAAAUACAUUUGAUUUUUUUGAUUUGCUUUCUAUGCGUUUUUGAAUGUUUCAAACAAUAAAGGUUAAACAGAAAACAACUAACUAAGACUUGCUUGGGGAAAAAAAAUGUAAAGUUCUGUUAAAACUAAUGGCAAGCUUCUAUGUUCAUUUUUGUGCUUGUUCCAGUUCAAUCUUCAUGCCUGUUAUACCACAGACGUGCUGUCUAGCAACGUAAGCUGUUCAUGUUUAAAAACAGAAUUCACCUUUAAAUGUGCUUUGACUAAAAAAAUGCCUGGUGAGGUCAUUCGCAGAGCAAGAGUUAAUGCAUCAUACAAACAGCUAAAUAAAGGUUACAAUCUGAGUGGAAUUAUUCGGAGCUCAGGCAGAAAUCUGGCAUUUGCAGUCUGUCACUGGCUUUAGGAAGUCUGGCUCGCUCGGUGUCACUGCCGCCCAGACACAUCCUGCUGGCUGUGUGGCAGUGAGGGAGGGGACAGCAGCGUUGGACGUCUUCCUGCAAAAACAGCACAAACAGGAGCAGGGGGUGAAUGGUACACGGAAGUGUCAUGUGUGAAGAAUGUGAGGAAUGCCGGGAUGGCUGAAGAACUGAUGUCUGGAGAGUAUAUGGUCUCUGGUACACCUGGGAUGCAGAGCUGAGUAGAGGGCUAUGAAGAGCUGUGUGCCUCUUGGGAUCUGCCAGCUAAGUAUUGCUCCUGAACCCCUGGGCUGUGCAGUCCCCAGAGCUAUUGGUACACCUGCGUCUCAUGAUGGAAGCACAGCGUGGGAGAAGCACCUCUCUCACACCCUUAUUCCACGUGGAGCUGCUCUGAGCCCUCUAGCGACUGCUCCUUCUCAUGAGAGCUUUCCAAAUUCAUCUGAUGUGAAGCUGCUGGGAGCUGGAAUUCCUGGUGAACUUCAUGCCUUGAUGGAGCUGCUGAAGAUGCUGCCGUGGCGCCGUGCUUUCCUGGCAGUUAUCCUGAACCUGCUGGCACUCAGCCUCUCCACCACCGCCUUGCUCAGCAGCUACUGGUGCACCGGGACCCAGAAAGUGCCCAAGCCUUUGUGUGGGAAGAGCAAAGACUCUAAGUGCAUCGGUGUCCCCAUUACGCCUGAUGCAGCUGCUAGCAAUGCUUCAGCCCAGGAGGAGGUGCAUUACAGCUGGGAGACCGGGGAUGACCGCUUUUCCUUCAGAUACUUCCACACGGGGAUGUGGCUUUCCUGUGAAGAGAGCAUGGAAGGGCCAGAGGAGAAAUGCCGUAGCUUUAUUGAGCUUUCUCCACCUGCAGAGAGAGGAAUCCUGUGGCUGUCACUGGGGUCAGAGAUGCUGUACAUCAGCCUCUUGCUCAUCAGUUUCAUCCUCCUGAUGGUGGAAAUGCUGCACACCGGCAAUCCUGUCUGUGGACUGAAGCUCAAUGCCUUUGCUGCUGUCUCCUCAGUGCUGUCAGGUCUCCUUGGGAUGGUGGCACACAUGAUGUACAGCCAAGUCUUCCAAGCCACAGUUAAUCUGGGGCCAGAGGACUGGAGGCCGCACACAUGGGACUAUGGCUGGGCUUUCUACAUGGCCUGGACCUCCUUCACCUGUUGCAUGGCUUCUGCUGUCACCACUCUCAACACCUACACCAAGACAGUGCUGGAGUUCAAACGCAACCACAUCAAGGGCUAUGAUAUGAGCUUCAAGGAUCAGCCUCAGCACCACCAGUACUUCAUACAGCAGCAAAUAAGCAGCUACUAUGAGUCUCGAGACAAGCCCCUCCAUUCAGUGUCCGAGGGAGUUGAUUUCUACUCUGAGCUGCAGAAGAAAGUGCUGCAGCGGGAACCAGAGCUGGACCUGGAUGAGGUCUUGGGACAGACAAUUGGAGAAGACCAGUGUUAGGGAUGAAUGCACAGGGGCUGAACAGUGGGGUUUGGGAAGCAAAAAGCUCUGAACCAAACACUAACACUACUGUUAGCAAGUUCUUGGGGGUGCUCUUCCUUUCUCUAAUGUUCAGGUGGUGAGAAUAAGAAAAGUCAGGCAUUGGAACAGGGCAACAGCAGUGCCAAUAGGAGGCAAGACAGGUCCUCUCUGAUCACAGCCUGAAAGGUGUCUUCAGCUGGGAACGACGAAACUGAGGGUAAAUGUCAUUGGUGCCAUCUGUAUCCAAGCAUUGUCAGACAGAACUGAGGCAGGUGCCCUAAUCCCAACAGCACUGCACUAAGUUAAAAAUAGACUCAGCCCAACCCAGCUGGCAAAUUGCAUUACUGGGCCUCUUUGGGUGGAGUCACAUUGCCAUUCCAGCAACCUCUUUGGUUCAGUGCUAAGAUGUAGGUCAUAGGUGCUCAUACUGAGUUGCUGCAGUCCUCCCUGAAGACCCUAUUUAUUCUUCAUUUGUAGGCCCAGUCUCCUGUCCUACAGAUUAAAAGUGCUGCUGGAGUAGAAAUGGGAGGUUGCUUUCAAAUAUCUCCUCUCCAAUCUCUUAUCUGUAAAGGUUCCUAUAUGCACCUUCCUUGCUUUGCCCCCUCCAGCUCCCAUUCUGAGAUACUUUCCUGUCUGACACUUUCUUUUGUGCUUCUCUAUAUCCUUUAAGAAUCCUAGGCUGAACUUCUGCUUUUUUGUUUCUCUUCAGUUGUCCCUUUUCCCUUUAUGUAAAA
This is a messenger RNA of Meleagris gallopavo (turkey), 3834 nucleotides long. RefSeq names its product germ cell associated 1 (gene GSG1). The record is from RefSeq and is a predicted model, not a curated record. Gene Ontology annotation, cellular component: plasma membrane. NCBI's taxonomy places the organism in Eukaryota, Metazoa, Chordata, Aves, Galliformes, Phasianidae.